CCGUUCCCCACCUGCGGGCGUCCAAUGGACGGGUGCGCUGCGGAGGCCUCGAGCCUGGGCCUGGAUUACUGGAUUGGAGCCACAGUGGCCGCUGGAGGCCCGGACAUCAUGUCGGCAGCGGCAGCGGCAGCAGCGGCGCAGUACCCGGGCAUGGAGCGGAAUUGCUGGGUGUGCUUUGCCACUGACCUCGAUGAUCGCUCUGCAGAGUGGGUCAGCCCGUGUCGGUGUAAAGGGUCGACAAAAUGGAUCCACCAGUCGUGUCUACAGCGAUGGCUUGACGAGAAGCAAAAGGGCAACAGCACAGGCCGAGUAGCCUGUCCGCAAUGUAACACAGAGUACUUGAUUGUCUUCCCAAAACUAGGUCCAGUUGUUUACUCCUUGCACCAAGUGGACCGCAUUCUGUCCAGAGUGAGCCCGUUUGCAGCAGCCAGCAUCGUGGUGGGGACCGUGUACUGGUCGGCUGUGACCUACGGAGCAGUGACUGUGAUGCAGGUGGUCGGGCACAAGAAAGGUUUGGACCUGAUGGAGCGGGCGGACCCCCUCUUCCUGCUGAUGGGGCUGCCCACCAUUCCAGUGAUGCUCAUUCUGGCCAAGAUGAUCCGCUGGGAGGACUUUGUGCUCCGGAUGUGGCGCAAGUACUCCAGCAAGCUUCAGGUGCUGAGCAGUAUUUUCCCAGGGUUUGGAUGCCCCAUGCCUCGCACACCUGCCGACGCGCACUACCGAAGUGACCACGCGUCCAUCUCCCGCAUCCUGUGCGGCGCGCUCGUCUUCCCAACCAUCUCCAGCCUGGUCGGCAAAUUAAUAUUCAGCAGCGUCAGCUCCAAUCUGCAGCGAACUAUCUUGGGAGGGAUUGCCUUUGUCGCUAUCAAAGGGGCUUUAAAGGUUUACUUCCGGCAACAGCAGUACCUCAUCCAAGCCAAUCGCCGCAUUCUCAACUACCCCGAGAGGGAGGAGGAACCGGAGGAUACGCAGGAGGCCUACGAAGACUCGGGAAGUGACUAGAAGAGAGAGCGAGAGAUUGUUUGUCAGGAAAGACGCGGACCUUGUUUACGUCCCACUCUCGUGAUUGCUGGAAUUGACGUUCGACAUUAUCCCACUUGCGUCGGGCGUGUCCUGUGGCCAUUUUCACUGGUGUCUGCAAUCAGCCCAGUGGAGUUCAGUCACCCCGUCAGCUUGCUGUUGGACAGAUAUUCGCCCUACUUUUUAAACUGCUGGUUUCUCCUUCGAUCGCUCGUAUUAUUAUGAUUUGGUAGCUAGGGGACUACUUUGGACUAAUGCCACAAAACAACUUCCUGACGUCACCCCCGAGCAGUAUCCAACUCAAGCUCUCGGCCGCUCACCAUAACCUGCAACUUUCCCAAGUCCUUGUUAAUCCUUGUUCAUAAUUUGUAGGAUCAAAAAUUAGGCCAUUCGGCCCAUCAAGUCUAUUCUGCCAUUCAAUCAUGGCUGAUCUAUCUUUCCUUCUCAACCCCAUGCUCCUGCCUUCUUCCCAUAACCCCUGAAACCCAUACUAAUGAAGAAUCUAUCAAUCUCCGCCUUAAAAAUAUCCAUUGACUUGACAUCCACAGCCUUCUGUGGCAAUGAAUUCCACGGAUUCACCACCCUUUGACUAAAGAAAUUCCUUGUCUCCUUUCUAAAGGUUUGUCCUGGUAUUCUGAGGCUGUGUGCUCUGAAUCUAGGCUCUCCCACUAGUGGAAACAUUCUUGCUCGAGGUUGUGUGCGUCUGUGUAAUCCCUUCUUUACUGCAAUAAGGCCCUUUGUCUCUGGCUGUGUUAAAAGCAGGAUAAUCCUAUCGUUUUCCACCCACUCGUGCCGAAGCUCAGUCAUAUUCCCCGCAGAUAGGCAGUCGUUCAAAUUUGGUGCCCCGUCGGGUUGCAAAUUUGCCCCAAGACCGAAGAGCUGUGGAGCGAAGAACUCGUGGCUCCGCUCAGCUGCCGGGUUGUGUUGGAAGUAUUUUUCCGCACAUUGUGAUAUCUAGGGUCAAAACCAAGAACAGAAAUGUAGCAGGAACACAGUUAAAGUUGGCAACGAACCAGAGCUUCACAAACCUGUUCACAAUCUGUGCUCAGUGCUCAGUACAUUGGCUACCGUGCGGAUAGCUCAAAGAUCCUUGCAUCGGGCAGGACCUAUCGACCGACCUUGUGGGCUGGUACACCACGUUCAACCCCGCCCGCGAGCACCAUGCUAAAAUUGUGCAGCGUAAAAACCAAGAUGAUUUUAUGUAAAUUUUAAAAGCAAAAUAUUACAAUUUAACAAACUUACAGAAUCUUCAUUUCUUUUUAUCUGUAGAAAAUUUAUUUUUAAUUAAGUUUCUUUUGCAUGCUGCCAUGACGACCACCAUAAUUGCUGUAAAAUGUGUUUAUUUUUUAUUUAUAUAAAGCUGUUUGGAAUAAUAUAGCUGGUGAAAAAUAAGGAUUCUGGAGGUUUAAUUUAAUAAAAUGCCAUCUCAGAAUUGAUUGUUUUUCUGCUCAAUUUUAA
Messenger RNA from Leucoraja erinaceus (little skate), 2478 nucleotides. Its product is annotated as E3 ubiquitin-protein ligase MARCHF5-like. Bases 25 to 1002 code for a protein of 325 amino acids. The record is from RefSeq and is a predicted model, not a curated record. The transcript is spliced from 6 exons. NCBI's taxonomy places the organism in Eukaryota, Metazoa, Chordata, Chondrichthyes, Rajiformes, Rajidae. Gene Ontology annotation, molecular function: zinc ion binding.